AUGAAGGACCCACUUCGCAUGUCCGUGUGCUGCCGCGUGGCCCAGCCGCACCUUCUUCUCAAGGCCCUCGCUGUUCUCACUAUGGCGAAGGACUCGUGGGCGACUGUGGCCUUUACCGAAAGUGUUGUUGUGCUGCACGUUGAGGGGACGGACCAGAGCAUCACUGCCACCGCCACCCUCCCCCAGGCGCUGUUCGCCGAGUACUCGGCGAAGGAUGCGCGUUUCUCGGUGCACCUCGUCACUCUGCGCGACGCGCUGCUGCUCGGUGGACCCGCCCUGUUGGCUCCUGGCGGUCUGGCGCGCGUUGUUUUGGCGUACCCGAUGGACGACGCCAGACUGCUCGUUGAGCUGACGGACGGGGACCGCACCCUGCAGUCGACCCUCGUCACGCGCCCGGUGAAGGAGCGGUUGCUGGACCUCCGCUUCGGAGAGGCCCGCGUGACGAAUGAAAUGGCGCUGCUGGGCGACGCGGCGCGCGAUGCCAUCGAGGACCUGGUCGCGGCGCAGUGCCCCCAAGCGGUGGUUGUGCUGGACCCCAAAGACGGCGUGACGCUCCGCGGCGAGGGCGGCCCGUACGGCGCGGUGACGGUGCAGUUGCAACGUUCCUCGGAGGUGGUCCUGUCGGCGCUCGGCGGGGGCACGCGCGCCCGCACCCGCGUCCUGCGUUCGCACCUUGCGCUUGCGUGCGGGGUGCGCCCAGGCGCCAAAUUGUGGCGCGCGGCAGGUGCGGUGGCGGACUCCGCGCCGGGGCUGCAAGGGGCUUCCUGCGGUGCCGCACAACCGACAUUUGGUGGGUUCGAGCGGCUUCUGUUCCAGCUGAACGAGGAGCGCCAGCUGAGCGUGGUGCACGUGCCGCGGGAUCAGGGGGUUCCCGUGACGGUGACUGUUGUCGUGUCCCCUCUUUGUGACUUGUACGACGAGUGA
Molecule: messenger RNA, 924 nt
Organism: Trypanosoma conorhini
Lineage: Eukaryota; Euglenozoa; Kinetoplastea; Trypanosomatida; Trypanosomatidae
Product: cell cycle checkpoint protein
Exons: 1
Coding region: 1-924 (307 amino acids)
Biological process (GO): DNA damage checkpoint signaling; DNA repair
Cellular component (GO): checkpoint clamp complex
Source: RefSeq, a predicted model, not a curated record